Stegastes partitus (bicolor damselfish) is the source of this 1698-nucleotide messenger RNA. RefSeq names its product general transcription factor IIA, 1-like (gene gtf2a1l). Gene Ontology annotation, biological process: transcription by RNA polymerase II; transcription initiation at RNA polymerase II promoter. The record is from RefSeq and is a predicted model, not a curated record. Bases 1 to 1275 code for a protein of 424 amino acids. Gene Ontology annotation, cellular component: transcription factor TFIIA complex. The transcript is spliced from 9 exons. Lineage: Eukaryota; Metazoa; Chordata; Actinopteri; Pomacentridae.
AUGCUGACCAACACAGGCCCGGUGGCCAAACUGUACUUGUCCAUUAUUGAUGAUGUGAUUGAUAGUAUGAGGGAGCUCUUCCUGGACGAGGGCCUUGAAGACCGGGUCCUGGAUGACUUGAGACAUCUUUGGGAGUCAAAGAUGAUGCAGUCAAAAGCAAUGGAAGACUUCAGGAAAAACAAUAUCAACUCAUCCAACUUUGUGCUCCAGCUCCCUGCCAGCUACAAUGAGAAUGAUCGGGAACUCACAGUUGUCAUUCCUGCCAGUCAGAAUAUCCACAGCUUCCCAGUCAAGGCAAGUGUCAAGACGCUUGCUACUUUUUCUCUGCCUGCUGCGUUGGCUUACCCCGUACAGAUACCAGCAGGAGUCACUCUACAAACAGCCUCCGGUCAACUUUACAAGGUCAAUGUUCCUGUUGUGGUUACUCAGGCCCCGGCAAGUCAGCAGCCUGUAUCGCACCUCGCACAGAAAGCCACUGAAAGGAGAGAAGCUCCUGCAUCUCAGCCAGCUGCAGUCCAACCACAUCCCAUCCUUCCUCACGAAGCAGAGCCGUCCUCUGUUCCAGCCUCUUCUGUCACACAGCCAAAGACCAGUUUAGCCCCAAGUCAGGAGAGCUGCCUCCCCCAGCUCCCUCCAGAGCCCGAGGGCAUGCUGGCAGAAACUGAGCCGAGUCCACAGCCUGAACCCGUGAACCUCAGUGUGACCGCCUCACCCUGCGCUCAGCUAUCAGACUUUCACAACAGCGCAGAGGAGGCUUUGACACAGGCGGCACAGACCAGAGAUGUCGAUGACAUCCUGAAAGAGGCCAUCGAGGAGGAGAGAGAGAAAGCAGAGCGGCUGGACCUGGACUACAACUACAGCGACCUGUCAGACAUCGUUCAGCUGGACGGCCCUGCGGACAACUCGGACCUCGAGGAGGGAGACGAGGUUCCCCUGGAAGAGAAUGACUUUCUGGGUAUAAUCAACGCAGAGGCCAUCAAGGCCCUGCAGGAAGGAAAUGGAAGCAGUGACGGCAACAGCAUCUCCUCCAGCAGCGACAGCGAGGGAGCAGAUGAACUCGCUGAUGUGGAGGAGGAAGACCCCCUGAAUUCAGGAGAUGACGUGAUUGAGCAAGACAUCCCGGAUCUCUUCGACACUGACAACGUAAUUGUUUGCCAGUAUGACAAAAUUCACCGCAGUAAGAACCGCUGGAAGUUUCACCUGAAAGACGGAGUGAUGUGUUACGGAGGCAGGGACUAUGUGUUCUCCAAAGCUGUUGGGGAAGCAGAGUGGUAAAGAGCUUCGGCCCUUCUAACAGAUCAGAUAAUCACGCUGGAAAAGGAAACAACGAUUUAAAAGGGAAAGACAAUCAGUGAAUUUAGACCUCUUGGUGGUGCUUUAAUUUGGCUCACAGAGCAGGCAGUUAAGACACCACUGUGCAAAAUUACUGAUACUCGUUUUGUUUUUUUUUGUUCUGUAAUUAUCUCAGCAAUACCGCAAGUCAUUUAUGAUGUUACAGCCAAUUGCUUACAGUAUUGCUUGUGAAUCCAAUUUACUAAGACAAACAGCAUGAAUUUGUGUUCUAUUAUAUUUUGAUGAAAACAGUUUUCUUUAUUAGUGGAGCAAAACAUUGUUUGACCUCAAAUAUGUUAGCUUGUGUUGUGAACAUGAUUCUUUGAAGAUGACUAACAUGCUGUUUGAUUUUCAAACGUUCUCAUG